This is a messenger RNA of Adineta steineri, 2553 nucleotides long. Lineage: Eukaryota; Metazoa; Rotifera; Eurotatoria; Adinetida; Adinetidae. The record is from the annotation of a GenBank genome assembly.
AUGGCACAGACAGGAAAAGAAGUUGCUGAUCGGCCACCACCGGGUCAAACAACUCAACCAGAAGAAAAUGAAACACCUGGAGAAAUUGAAGGUCUUGACGAAGAAAAAGAUGAAGUUAGUGAACUUCGACCAUCACAGUUUAAUGCAGCUAUGGAUCUUUCAGCAGCAGCCUAUUCUCCAUUCAGUAAAUACCGUGGUUCAAUUGCAUCUACGGAGGGUUUUGAACAUAAUCUUCAUGUUUUGGCUAAAGACCAAUAUCCAGGUCGUGCCAUGGGUAUAUUUACUAGCGGUGGAGAUGCACAAGGAAUGAAUCCCGCUGUUCGAGCAGUUGUUCGUAUGGGUAUUUAUCUUGGCUGUAAAGUUUAUUUUAUACAUGAGGGUUAUCAAGGUCUAGUUGAUGGUGGUAAUAGUAUUCGUCAAGCAACAUGGGCAUCUGUAUCUGGAAUUCUUGAUGAUGGUGGAACAAUUAUUGGUAGUGCACGUUGUAAAGAAUUUCGUGAAAGACCCGGUCGUUUACGUGCUGCAAAAAAUCUCAUCGAACAUGGUAUUAAUAAUAUUGUAUGUAUUGGUGGUGAUGGAUCGUUAACUGGAGCAAAUUUAUUUCGUAAAGAAUGGGAUAGUCUUUUGAAGGAACUUGUUGAAACAAAGGAAAUUACACAAGAAGAUGCUGAUAAAUAUAAACAUUUAAAUAUUGUUGGUCUUGUUGGAUCAAUUGAUAAUGAUUUCUGUGGUACGGAUAUGACUAUUGGAGCUGAUUCAGCUUUACAUCGUGUUAUGGAAGCUGUUGAUUGUAUUACAACAACCGCUUCAAGUCAUCAACGUUGUUUUGUUAUGGAAGUAAUGGGUCGUCAUUGUGGUUAUUUAGCAUUAGUUACAGCUCUUGGUUCGGAUGCUGAUUGGGUAUUUAUGCCUGAAGCACCACCUGAUCCAGGAUGGGAAGAUCAAUUAUGUAAUAAACUUAAAACUACACGAGAAAUGGGUCAACGUUUAAAUAUCAUUGUUCUUGCUGAAGGUGCAAUUGAUACUGAAGGUAAACCAAUAACUAGUGAUGGUGUUCGUCAGCUUAUUACCGAUCGACUUAAAUAUGAUACACGUGUAACUAUUCUUGGUCAUGUACAACGUGGUGGUUGUCCAUCGGCAUUUGAUCGAGUUCUUGGUACUCGAAUGGGUACAGAAGCUGUUCUUGCAUUGAUGGAAGCAACAGCAACAUCACAACCGGUUGUUAUUGCUCUAAGUGGUAAUCAGACAGUUCGUGUACCAUUGAUGCAUUGUGUAGAAAAAACUCUGGCUGUUGCUCAAGCUAUGGAAGCAAAACGUUUUAAAGAAGCUCAAGAAUUACGUGGUAGAAGUUUUAAAGGAAAUCUCGAAACAUAUAUUCGUCUCAGUAAAUUACGACCAAAAUUAUUUUCUAAUAAACAGCAAUCAUUUAAUUUGGCUGUGUUAAAUAUUGGUGCACCUGCCUGUGGUGUUAAUGCAGCUGUUCGUUCUAUCAUACGUUAUGGUUUAUGUGAAGGACAUAAGAUGUAUGCUAUUUUUGAUGGAUUUGAAGGUUUAAUUAAUAAUCAAGUUAAAAGUUUGGAUUGGAUGGCAGUAAAUGGUUGGAGUAGUGUAGGAGGUUCAUUACUUGGUUGUCAAAAAACAAGUGCAGCGAAAAUUGGUUUAGGAAAAAUAGCAGCAAAAAUUCGUGAACAUAAUUUUCAUGCGUUAUUAAUUAUUGGUGGAUAUGAAGCAUAUACAUCAGUUAUUCAAAUGUAUGAAGCAAGAAAUAAACAUCCUGAAUUACAGAUACCUCUUAUAUGUAUACCAGCAACUAUUUCAAAUAAUGUACCCGGUACUGAAUUUAGUAUUGGUGCUGAUACUGCACUCAAUGAAAUCGUUCGAAUUUGUGAUAAAAUUAAACAAUCUGCACAAGGUUCAAAACGACGUAUUUUUGUUAUUGAAACUAUGGGUGGUUAUUGUGGAUAUUUAGCUACAUUAGCUGCACUUGCUAGUGGUGCUGAUCAAGCCUACAUCUAUGAAGAACCAUUUACAAUCAAAGAUUUAAUUGAUGAUGUUGAUCAUUUACGUAAAAAAAUGGAGGGACAUUUAAAACGUGGUUUAUUACUUCGAAAUGAAAUGGCUAAUGAACAUUAUUCAACUGAUUUUAUUACAAAAUUAUUACAAGAAGAAGGUAAAGGUGUAUUUAGUGCACGAAGUAAUGUUCUUGGCCAUAUGCAACAAGGGGGUUUACCAACACCAUUUGAUCGUGCAUUUGCUACAAAAAUGGGAUGUAAAGCAGUUACAUAUGCAGUAUCAUUAAUUGAAAAGGUCGCAACUCCGGAUGGCAAAGUUGUUUGUAAUACACCAGAAAGUGCAGUUGUCUUAGGUUUAUUAAAGCGACAAAGUGAAUUUACACCUGUUGAAAUUCUUAAACCUAAAACUGAUCUUGAACAUCGUAUGCCACUUGAACAAUGGUGGCUUAAACUUCGACCAUUACUUCGAAUUUUAGCUAAACAUGAAAGUGUAUACAUCGGUGAUUUUGUUGAAUCAGGUGUUGAUGAAGUCGAUCAGUAA